Messenger RNA from Lichtheimia ornata, 1488 nucleotides. RefSeq lists its product as uncharacterized. The record is from RefSeq and is a predicted model, not a curated record. Gene Ontology annotation, cellular component: transferase complex. The transcript is spliced from 3 exons. Gene Ontology annotation, molecular function: prenyltransferase activity. Gene Ontology annotation, biological process: isoprenoid biosynthetic process; ubiquinone biosynthetic process. Lineage: Eukaryota; Fungi; Mucoromycota; Mucoromycetes; Mucorales; Lichtheimiaceae. The coding region runs from base 1 to 1488 and encodes 495 amino acids.
AUGAUAACGGCUAUUAUCCGAGGUGCAGCACGGUCUACUAUUGCCAGGUCAGCCCAUGUCCGCCUAAGAACACCAUUGCGCCAUUACAGCAAAGCGGCCACCGAGCCCAAGCAGCAGGAAGCUAGCGACAUUUCUCCGUUGGGCAAGAUUGCCGAGGGAUUGAACGCGAUCCGAUCGACUAUUAUACCAUCUUCUAGUGCGGCCACCGAACCACAUGCACCGUUUACGGGUGAAGCAGCGACAUGGAACCAAGCGAUACGUGAAGCACAAAGCCUUGUAGAAGAGGAACAACAACACCUAGCAACCAAAGUACGAUCAUCAUCCUCCAAUACACCUUUGAUUGAUCCAGCCAAACUGGUGGGACGUGACCUAUGGGACUUGAAAGGCAAUAUUGCAAAGCUACUUGGAAGUGGUCAUCCUUUUCUCAACACGGUUGCCAAGCACUAUUUCAAUGCGGAUGGUAAACACGUUCGUCCAUUGUUGGUGUUAUUGAUCGCCCAAGCAACGAGCAUUGCUCCUAAAAAGCCAACCUUAUCUUCUUCCUCAACAACUCAGCAGCAGCAACAACAACAACAGCCGAUCGAUUAUCAAUCCAUCGACACGCCCAUUUCCCAUGGUCUAAAGAAUAUUACUACGAGUGAUGUAUUUGAUCACGCCACUCAUUACACGCCUUCUGUCACGCAUCAAGGAUGCACGAUCCUUCCUACGCAGCGACGUUUAGCAGAGAUUACAGAGAUGAUUCAUACGGCUUCGCUUUUGCAUGAUGAUGUGAUUGAUGCCUCCGAGACCCGUCGCAACUUGCCUUCUGCCAAUGCCAGUUUUGGUAACAAGAUGGCUGUGCUCGGUGGUGAUUUCCUUCUUGCUCGCGCUUCCAUUGCCUUGGCUCGCUUACGUAACGCUGAAUGCACUGAAUUGAUGUCCACUUGCAUUGCCAAUUUGGUUGAAGGCGAAUUCAUGCAGCUUAAAAACACACGGGGUGAGAAUGGCGUUCGCACCAAAUCCACGUUUGAUUACUAUAUUGAAAAGACUUACAUGAAGACUGGCAGUUUGAUUGCACAAAGUUGUAAAUCAUCCGCUGUAUUGGGUGGAUCUACCAAGGAAGUCGCCGAUAUCGCCUUUGAAUUUGGUCGUAAUUUGGGUAUUGCUUUCCAGCUCGUGGAUGACAUGCUUGACUUUACAGUGACAGCCGCUGAUCUUGGUAAGCCUGCUGGUGCCGAUCUUAAGCUUGGUUUGGCCACUGCCCCUGUACUCUUUGCAUGCGAAGAGUUCCCUGAAUUGGAGCCAUUGAUCAAACGCAAGUUUGCAGAGGAAGGCGAUGUUGAUAAGGCACGACUUCUUGUAUACCAAAGUGAUGGAUUGAAAAAGACACUUUCCUUGGCUGAGGAACAUUGCAGCACAGCCAUUUCCUUGAUUUCGCAAUUGCCACCUUCAGACGCACGUUCUGCAUUGAUUCAAUUGACUGAAAAGCUCCUCACUAGACGCCAUUAA